AUGGCCGCCGGGGGCACCAUCUUGCGCCCCUGGGCAGAGCGUGGGUGGGCAAAGGGCAGGUGGUCUCUGGCCGCUUAUAAGAAGAGCGUGGAAUCCCGCACGGAUCACGUCUUGGAAAUAGGUGCCAAGCACCUGAAGAUAGUCAUCCAGCCAGGAGAAGGGGACCUGAGCAAGAGCAGGUUUACAGGGCAGGCCUCCCCCAGCUACUCCCUCCCUUCCAGCUCUUCCCCACCUCAGCAGGAGCCGCAGGCAGCCAAAGGCCAUGGAGACACGGCAAGAGAAGUCAUUACCAAAAAGAUAUUUCUUACAGUAUCUGCAACUUUGAAUACCGGUAUGUUCACUGAACAGCAAAGGGAGAAAAUUACCAUUAUAUGUCCAAAUUUAAAAAGAGAAGGAAAUCUUGAUACUGAUGGCUCUGAGAAAUUGACAGGAGAUUUUACAGAUAUUGAAAAAGCUUAUCACUACUUUAAGGAUAUCCUUGCAGGCAAUGACCCAAACCAGGAUUUUUCACAGUCUGAAAGUAAGAAUGGUUUGAAAGAUGAAAAUUCUCCGAAUACUGAAGAAAUGAAUGAGCUUACAGUUCUGUCAGCUCUCUAUGAAUAUUUCAGUCAUACCUGCAAAGAACAAAUCAAAGUACUGCGUGAACGUUUUGGAGUGUGUAUAAGAAGUAAAGAUCUUCACAAUGGAAACACAUCAGUAUGCUUCACUUCUGAUAGAAGUCCUGCAUCAAUACAAGAAGCUAAUGAGUUUUUUAUCAGAACUUUUCAGAAAAGUGUAGAAGAUCUGAAACAGGAAAAAAUUCCCGUAACAAACAGUUACACAUUAAAUGAGGCAAUAAUGAAAUUAAAUGCUAGGUUUAGUAAUCUUCUUGCCAAAGAGGAAGGGAAUCAAUUGCUACUCCGUGGUCCAGCGAGAGAGAUUUUAGCUGCCAAAAAAUUUCUAGCAGAGAAAGGUGAGAACAGCCAAGCUGAAAAGAAUAUGAAAAUAUCAUCUGAACUGUACGAAUACAGGAAUGGAAUUGAAGUUGAUGCUUCUGUGUUUAAAUUGUUGGAAACAAUAUUAAGCAAAGAAAUUGAAGAUAUUAAAGACAAAUUUGAUACGGUAAUAGAAAAGAAAGAUAGUUCACAUGGCCAGAAGUUGCUCAUAGUAUUUAGGCCCAGGAUCAAAACUUCUGAUAUGUCUUCACAUGCUACAGAAAGUUUCAUCAAUGCAUUUCAGAAUGCCUCUGCAAUGUUAGGAGAAAAACUCAUCAGCUCAAAGCUUUCAGAAGAUCAGAAGAAAAGAUUAAAUAUGCUACUUAAUGGAAAACAAUUGGAAGAUCUGCAUGUAAAACUGAAGAAGAAGGAAGACAAAUUCAUCUUAAGUGGUUUACCAGACCAUCUUUAUGCUGCUGAAAAGCACAUUAUGAAGCUUUUAAACAUUGAAGACUCGACACAAAUUAGAAAUAGGACACCACUGUCCUCUGAUCUCAGCUAUCAAGAGGCUACAGGAGCAUCUGAGAAGAAACACAGUGAAUUUUUCCUCCAAACAAUGCAAAAGAGCAGUCUUUCUUCCAAAGGACAGUCUAAGGCAAAGACAGAAGACAACGACAAAGAUGUGUGUCCAAUUUGCAUGGAGAGAAUUCAUAAUAAGGAAAUACUGAGCAAGUGCAAUCAUGCGUUUUGCAAAAGUUGCAUUGACCAGGCCAUGACUUAUAAGCAAGUUUGUCCUGUUUGUAAUACCGUCUAUGGACUCAUGAAAGGAGACCAACCAGAGGGAACAAUGUCAACUAGAUUGCUGCCUUUCUCUCUCUCUGGUUAUCCCGGCUGUGGUACUAUUGAGAUUACAUAUGCUAUGCACAGCGGUAUUCAAACUAGCAACCAUCCAAACCCAGGGAGACCUUAUCAUGCAACUUCUCGAACUGCGUAUUUACCGGACAAUAAGGAAGGGCGAGAAAUUCUGCAGCUCCUCGCAAAAGCCUUUGAGCAAAAAUUGAUUUUCACAGUGGGGCAGUCACGUACUACUGGUGCACAAGAUGUUAUCACAUGGAAUGAUAUUCAUCACAAAACUUCCCUGACUGGAGGAUCUACCAAUUUUGGUUACCCUGAUCAUGAUUAUCUGCAGCGGGUUCGACUGGAAUUGAAAGCAAAAGGAAUUGAAUGA
Molecule: messenger RNA, 2142 nt
Organism: Pelecanus crispus (Dalmatian pelican)
Lineage: Eukaryota; Metazoa; Chordata; Aves; Pelecaniformes; Pelecanidae
Source: RefSeq, a predicted model, not a curated record